Molecule: messenger RNA, 1157 nt
Organism: Heterobasidion irregulare TC 32-1
Lineage: Eukaryota; Fungi; Basidiomycota; Agaricomycetes; Russulales; Bondarzewiaceae
Product: Esterase/lipase/thioesterase
Exons: 2
Coding region: 51-974 (307 amino acids)
Biological process (GO): proteolysis
Molecular function (GO): peptidase activity
Source: RefSeq, a predicted model, not a curated record
ACCAUAUUCCUGCUCGGACCACUCCCCAUCGCCCCACACCCUCACUGACCAUGGCUCAGCCCAAGGUCGUCGAAGGCGAGGCUGACUUCGUCGUUCCAGCCGCUGGAAAACCAUGCAAGACUUGGUACAAAGUUUAUGGGGAGCUUCACGGCUCCGUAUGCCCCCUCGUCGCACUGCAUGGGGGGCCGGGAGUCAACCACGAGUAUCUCACAAUCUUCUCCGACCUCACCAUAACCCACUCCAUUCCACUCGUCGUCUAUGAUCAGAUUGGCACCGGUUUCUCUACUCACCUUCCCGAGAAGAUGGGAGAUAUCACUUUCUGGACCGACCAACUCUUCCUCGACGAGCUAGACAAUUUACUCUCCCAUCUAGGCAUCCAGGACAACUAUGACAUUUUAGGGCAUUCGUGGGGAGGGAUGCUGGGUUCACGCCACGCUGUCCUCCAGCCUAAAGGCCUUCGUCGCCUCGUGUUGGCAAGCACGCCGUCCGACAUGAAGUUGUGGAUCGAGUCACAGAACCUACUCCGUUCGCAGCUCCCACAAGACAUACAAGAUGUGCUCGAUAAGCACGAGGCGGACGGCACUACGCAAAGCGAGGAGUAUCAGGCUGCAGUGGGAGAGUUUUAUGCACGUCAUUUGUGUAUUUUGAAGCCGAUGCCAGAUGAAAUUUUAGCUGGGUUCGCGUGGAUUCAGAAGGACCCGACCGUCUAUCUCACCAUGAACGGACCAUCCGAAUUCUACAUCACCGGUCCCCUCAAGGACUGGACGGUAACGGCUGACGCUCACAAGAUCACCGUGCCGACGCUCGUAACGAAUGGACAAUACGACGAAGCACAAGAUAGUGUCGUCACCCCUUUCGUGCAGGAGAUCCCUAAUGUGAAGUGGGUGAAGUUUUCAGAGUCGAGCCAUAUGUCUCAUUUUGAGGAGAGGGAGAAAUACAUGGCCGAGGUGGGAAAAUUUCUGGUGGAAGGAUAAAUGGGUAGCUUCAGGUUGUUUUGUUGUUGUGAAGACAGCCGGUUUCCGUGGUUGUAGCGCGGAUCUCGGGCUCGAUUUUUUGUUGUUUCAUACCAGUCCGGAGUCUCUCUGGUAAAAUUCCGAAUGUAUUGUAUUGCUGUGGAUUGAACGGGGAGGAUCAGAAUGGAUCUUUCGAAGAGCGCC